Messenger RNA from Orycteropus afer afer, 5381 nucleotides. Lineage: Eukaryota; Metazoa; Chordata; Mammalia; Tubulidentata; Orycteropodidae. The record is from RefSeq and is a predicted model, not a curated record.
UGCAAACAACUCUGGCGAUGCCAAAAUUCCCCUCCAAGUGACAAGGCUUUGCUAAGGAAGCGUCCUCAGUCUGGGCUUUCUCUGAUUCCCUUAGCUUUCUUCAACGACGAUUAAAGCCUUUUUCCCCCCCCUCCUGGCAACAGGAAUUUAUGAAAAAGAAAAAGCUGCGCUAAACUCUAUUGUGACCUCAAACUCUUUGGACUGUUUGUUGUUGUUUUUUAAAUACUGGAAGAAAAUCCAUUCUUAAAAGGAAUCCGUAUAGGAGGAGAUGGAAGUUUUCCCCUUGCUCUUGGUUUUGUCCGUCUUGUGGUCUCGAACCUGGGAAUCGGCGAAUGCGGAUUCGAUCAUUCACAUCGGAGCAAUUUUUGAUGAAUCUGCCAAAAAGGAUGAUGAGGUGUUUCGCACAGCAGUUGGUGACCUCAACCAGAAUGAGGAGAUCUUACAGACUGAGAAAAUCACAUUUUCAGUGACAUUUGUUGAUGGCAAUAACCCUUUUCAGGCAGUCCAGGAAGCCUGUGAACUCAUGAAUCAAGGCAUCCUCGCUCUUGUCAGCUCCAUUGGCUGUACGUCAGCAGGGUCCCUCCAGUCUCUGGCAGAUGCCAUGCACAUACCCCACCUUUUCAUACAGCGUUCAACAGCUGGGACCCCACGGAGUGGCUGUGGACUCACCAGGAGUAACAGAAAUGAUGACUACACCCUCUCAGUUCGCCCACCAGUCUACUUGAAUGAUGUUAUACUGAGAGUGGUCACAGAGUAUGCCUGGCAGAAAUUCAUUAUAUUCUAUGACAGUGAAUAUGAUAUCCGUGGAAUACAGGAGUUUUUGGACAAAGUAUCUCAGCAGGGGAUGGAUGUUGCACUUCAGAAGGUGGAAAACAACAUCAAUAAAAUGAUCACCACUCUCUUUGACACCAUGAGAAUAGAGGAACUGAAUCGCUAUCGAGACACUCUUAGGCGAGCCAUCCUUGUUAUGAACCCUGCCACAGCCAAAUCCUUCAUCACAGAGGUUGUGGAGACGAAUUUGGUUGCUUUUGACUGUCACUGGAUCAUUAUAAAUGAGGAAAUAAAUGAUGUGGAUGUACAGGAACUUGUAAGAAGGUCAAUUGGAAGAUUAACAAUUAUUCGACAGACAUUUCCAGUCCCACAAAACAUAAGUCAGCGAUGUUUCCGUGGUAACCAUCGAAUAUCUUCAACAUUGUGUGAUCCAAAAGAUCCCUUUGCUCAGAAUAUGGAGAUUUCAAACCUUUACAUAUAUGAUACAGUGCUUCUGCUGGCUAAUGCUUUUCAUAAGAAAUUGGAAGACAGAAAGUGGCACAGCAUGGCAAGUUUGUCAUGUAUCAGAAAGAACUCCAAGCCCUGGCAGGGAGGGCGUUCCAUGCUGGACACCAUCAAGAAGGGUGGAGUUAAUGGAUUGACUGGAGAGCUAGAAUUUGGAGAAAAUGGAGGCAACCCCAAUGUUCAUUUUGAAAUCCUUGGAACCAACUAUGGAGAAGAGCUUGGACGAGGUGUUCGAAAACUUGGAUGCUGGAAUCCUGUCACAGGGCUGAAUGGGUCACUGACUGACAAGAAACUGGAGAAUAACAUGCGUGGAGUGGUUCUACGUGUCGUGACCGUUCUGGAAGAACCUUUUGUAAUGGUCUCUGAAAAUGUCUUGGGUAAGCCGAAGAAGUACCAGGGCUUCUCCAUUGAUGUUUUGGAUGCCUUAUCUAACUACCUGGGUUUUAACUAUGAAAUUUAUGUUGCACCUGAUCACAAGUAUGGAAGCCCCCAAGAAGAUGGCACAUGGAAUGGCCUGGUAGGAGAACUAGUCUUUAAGAGAGCUGAUAUAGGGAUCUCUGCGUUAACCAUCACCCCAGAUCGUGAGAAUGUGGUGGACUUUACAACACGUUACAUGGACUACUCAGUGGGUGUACUACUUCGAAGGGCUGAAAAGACUGUGGAUAUGUUUGCCUGUCUUGCACCAUUUGAUCUCUCUCUGUGGGCCUGCAUUGCUGGCACAGUCCUUCUGGUGGGACUUCUGGUCUACCUCUUGAACUGGCUUAAUCCUCCACGAUUACAAAUGGGAUCAAUGACUUCAACUACUCUCUACAACUCCAUGUGGUUUGUUUAUGGAUCUUUUGUACAGCAAGGUGGAGAGGUCCCAUACACAACUCUGGCUACCCGGAUGAUGAUGGGGGCUUGGUGGCUUUUUGCUUUGAUUGUCAUCUCAUCUUAUACAGCAAACCUUGCUGCUUUUCUCACUAUCACCCGCAUUGAAAGCUCUAUCCAGUCUCUCCAGGACCUUUCCAAGCAAACAGAUAUCCCUUAUGGCACUGUCCUGGACUCUGCAGUCUAUGAGCAUGUCCGCAUGAAGGGAAUGAAUCCGUUCGAGAGGGACAGCAUGUAUUCUCAAAUGUGGCGAAUGAUCAACCGGAGCAACGGAUCAGAGAACAACGUUUUGGAGUCCCAAGCCGGCUUUCAAAAGGUAAAAUUUGGAAAUUAUGCUUUUGUAUGGGAUGCAGCUGUAUUGGAAUAUGUGGCUAUCAAUGACCCAGAUUGUUCCUUUUACACCAUUGGGAAUACUGUUGCUGAUCGAGGAUAUGGAAUUGCCUUGCAACAUGGUAGUCCUUACAGGGAUAUUUUUUCACAAAGGAUUCUGGAGCUCCAGCAGAAUGGUGACAUGGAUAUCUUGAAGCACAAAUGGUGGCCUAAGAAUGGCCAGUGUGACCUGUACUCCUCAGUGGACACAAAGCAGAAAGGAGGUGCCCUGGACAUAAAGAGCUUUGCAGGAGUUUUUUGUAUCCUGGCUGCUGGAAUUGUCCUCUCCUGCUUUAUAGCCAUGCUGGAGACCUGGUGGAACAAGAGGAAGGGCUCCCGAGUCCCAUCAAAAGAGGAUGACAAGGAAAUUGACCUGGAGCACCUCCAUAGACGUGUAAAUAGCUUGUGCACAGAUGACGACAGCCCCCAUAAACAGUUUUCCACCUCGUCAAUUGACUUGACCCCUCUGGACAUUGACACUUUGCCAACACGACAAGCACUGGAGCAAAUCAGUGAUUUCAGGAACACUCAUAUUACCACAACAACCUUUAUCCCAGAGCAGAUCCAGACUCUUAGCCGCACACUGUCAGCUAAAGCUGCCUCUGGUUUCGCUUUUGGCAACGUGCCUGAGCACCGAACUGGCCCUUUUAGGCACAGGGCACCUAAUGGGGGCUUUUUCAGGAGUCCUAUAAAAACAAUGUCAUCUAUUCCUUAUCAACCAACUCCUACUCUGGGGCUCAAUCUGGGUAAUGACCCAGACCGAGGCACCUCCAUAUGAGCAUCAAACAAAAUCUCUUCACUGUUUCUUUUUUAGGACUCCCUUUGCAAGGAGCAACUGUAAUAUUGUGGGACUAACAUGGAUGUAACGUUUAAAAAAAAAAAUCAGGAUUAUUAGUAACAAUUCUAGUUCUUUCUCUCCAGCUUCUCCUUCCUCUCUCUCCUCUAUUUCUUUCUCUCUUUUUUUCCUUUUCUUCCCGUACAUUUCCCUCUACUUUUUGUCAUUAUUCAACUUGUUCCCCCAGAAUAUAGUAUAUUAGAAUCCUAUUAGUCCGCUUUUCAUAUACUGUACUUCAAGUAUAGGAAAUGUGCACUGAGUAUACUAAAAGUAUAUGCAGGAUUAAUUUUACAUAAAGGCCUCUUACAUAACGUUUCUCUAUUUUUAAAAAUAUAAUUGCAAUAACUUCAGUCUUUUUACAUUCUUCUGCUGCAUCCAUACAAAGCUCCACUGCUGUUGAGUGUCCUUUAACUGUGGACCAAAGGCAACCCCUGCAGUGUUUAUAAAACAAUUCAAAUACCAUUCAGGCCACAUAAUAUGAGAAUGCAAUUUUGUAGGAUUACAAAAAAAGCCAUUAAUAUGCCAGUCAAGACUACAGUUAAAACUACUCUUGCACUGCAACAGUGCAUAUGACCUUUAUGUGAUUGUACAGUAUUAAAAGUUUUUUCUUAUGUACAGUAAACUUUAUCAUAUGGCAGAAGCCUUGACUGUGUUAAAUAAAUUAGUAUCUCACAUAUAUAUAUAUAUAUACAUAUAUAUGCACCUAUAUAAUGUGUAUAUAUAUAAAAAGGCGGCCAUUGCUAUUGCAAUUCAUUUAAUAAAGCUUUAGUUAAAAAAAUAAUACAAUAUUGUAUACAGGAAAUAUGUAUAGUGCAGGGCGUCUUUUCAGUUAGAAAAGGCAGGUUGCUUUAAUGUUAUUCUGACGCACAUUGUUUGCCAACAGAGAAUAUUUUAUACUUUUGUUAUUAAAACAUCCAGGGCGAUUUAAUAUUUGUUCCUAGAUGUAACUCAUUUGAAUAGGUUUUGCGUUUGUUAUUCAGCAGUGUAUAAGGCUAACCUUGAUACUUUUACUCUUAAUUAAUUAUCUAAAUGUGAAAUGCUAUUAGCUGAACCACACCCACCACAGCACAUAGAGCUCUAUAGGAGUUUAAGCAUAGAUCAUUGAAGGUUAAUAAAAUUCUCUUCCAAAGAAGUAAGCCAAUCAAUACAAUAACUGUAGUGGGGAAGGGGAGCCCUUAAGAAAUACUGAUGUGGCCUUAAUUACUUUCAUAUGUUAUCCUAAAGAAGAAAACACAAUUACCAUACUGGGCUCUCAACUUAACCCCCUUAUUUUAAUUCAGUUCUAUUUGGAGGAGUUAUGUAUUUUUUACAUUAGUGCCAAGUGUAUAGGAGGAUGACAGCAAAAAUGGUGCCUGUUUGUGCACAGCCCUUUUAAAGUAGCUUUCAUACCUGUUAGAAAUGUAGAAUGAACUUUGUUUGUAAUCCUUCAAUUAAAAUGUGGUUAAGUAGGAAGCGAGAACUUAUCCUGUGUUUUUAUGCAGUCAUACACUUAUUUUAAUCUAAUUCAUUCCGUGGCUAGGAUUGAUAUAGGAAUCAACCUAUGUGAUUUGCUUUAGGAGAAAUUUUAAAAGGUAUAUUCUUAAGGUAUAUUAUAUUUUGAUGCUAAUUCUGUUCUGGGGAGCAUCUUGUACUGUCACUGUUUUUGUACUAAAUCUUCAAAUAUUGUCUACUGUGUAAGGCAGAAAAAUUUCUUAUCAUGCAAAAACCAUUUUGUUUCCAGGGUAACAAGUACCUAAGUGCAUGCACAACUUGUUUUCCCUUGUAACAUUCAUGAUCUCAUUCUCUACUCUGAUUUAAAAAAAAAAAAAAAAAAAAUCUUUACAACAAGCUAUAUAGGGACAUACCAGAUGUUGCAGUGAUUUUAGCUAUCAACGAACUGUUAACCAUGUACAAUAUUUAAAAUAGGCCUAUUUUGAUGUAUUGCCUAUUAUACAAAUACACAAAACACUUUUUGGAGGCCUCAGUUAUGAGUGGCAGAGCUUUCUGUGUAUAAUUUGUCUAAAUAAUUUGUCUAAUAAAAAUGUUUUCUAAA